This is a messenger RNA of Phytophthora nicotianae INRA-310, 460 nucleotides long. RefSeq lists its product as hypothetical. Bases 109 to 363 code for a protein of 84 amino acids. The transcript has a single exon. The record is from RefSeq and is a predicted model, not a curated record. Lineage: Eukaryota; Oomycota; Peronosporomycetes; Peronosporales; Peronosporaceae.
UCGGAAGAGGAAGAAAUGUACCCAGAUCGCCCUCUUUAUGGGUUCAGGGUACAAGCUUCACAAUACUCAAGAGCCUCUUCAUUUUUAAUCCACCGCAGUGAGUGAACAAUGAAGACGACGCAGAUUGUAGCAGUGCUGAGCUGCGUGGCGCUUGCUCUGGCACCAGCAUCGAUCGACGCGGUGCGGUCCCUCCGUGCCGAAGAUGUAAUGACUCCGUCUCCUCUGGAUGCGUUCAAGGUUGCGAUUGCGAAGUUCGAGAAGAAACCUGCGAGUCGCCGACUUAACAGCGAUGAAGACGAAAAGGAAGUUAUCAAGAAGUUUACCAAAGCUAUGGAAAAGAUGAAGAAGAAUGGACGAGCUUGAAUGACGACGCACAAACAAUAGGCCGCAAUAAACAGAGACAAUUGUGAGUCUUUUCCUCAUAUUCCAAUCCCAAAAAUCACUAGAGUGCCCACUUGCA